Cyprinus carpio (common carp) is the source of this 2903-nucleotide messenger RNA. RefSeq lists its product as uncharacterized. Gene Ontology annotation, molecular function: protein binding. NCBI's taxonomy places the organism in Eukaryota, Metazoa, Chordata, Actinopteri, Cypriniformes, Cyprinidae. The record is from RefSeq and is a predicted model, not a curated record.
AUACAUAGAGGAGCAGUCAACCGCUCAAACUUACAUUCACAUGACAGAGAGAGAGAGGUGCGGACGGAACUGAGCAGUAACUGAACAUUGAGCUGGCUCUCUUAGAAGAGUUAUUUAGUUAUCAGCAACACUGCAUGCUGAGUUUUUACGCGUGCGUUUGUGUGUGGAACUGGACUGGAAUUGGGAUUUUUAAUAUUGGAUAUGAUACUCAACUGACAUAAACAUGGAUUGGACUUCAUGGAUGUCUUUUUUGGUCACGUUAAUAAUCAUCCCAGUUUACAUAGCAGGAGAGCAGCUGGAAUUAAAUGUGACAUUAGACAUAUGGGAGGGAGAUGUAACUGUGCUCUGGGAUCCCCCUAAAGGAGCCCCCGUAUAUGCCCUUUAUCAAGUAAAUACAGCACUAGAUAAAGGUCCUGAUGCUAAGUGGGACAUUGUGCCACAGUGUAACAUGACAACUGAAACUAGAUGUGAACUUGGGAACUUUAUAUACAAACCUCGAAUGAAAUUAAAGAUCGGACUGUUUGAAGGAAAUUAUAACUUUUCCUGGUCAGCAGUAAAACGAAUUCAUUUAAUUUACAGCAAAUUGUUGACUCCAGAGUUUGACCUGUCUUCAUCCCCUAAUACAGUGAAAGUUAAAAUUCACAGAAAGCCUUUUCUCGUAGAUCUUUUUGAAUAUGGCCCAAGUUACACUGCCAUUCUGUAUCCAAAAGGACGGGAGAGUGAGGCUUUAACAGUACCUGAUGAUGAUGAAGAUGGUGAGGUGGAGUUCACUUCAUUAUCGUUAUGGCAGGAGUAUUGUGUUCAUGUGAAAGUGGAGAUGACAUCUAAUGAUGGGAGCAACACCUCAUUAGCACAAUGCAUAUAUCCAUCAGCAGAUAUGUCCCUGUUGAUCUCUAUAACCACUAUUGGUGUAGUUGGAGUCAUGUCCUUCUUCAUGUUUAUAGUCUGUUUCUUCCUGAGGCGUCCUAGUAAAAUGCCUGCAGUUCUGAAAUCUGCUGUGAAUGGAUGGAACCCUAUGAAUGUAGGAUUGAUCCAAGUGGAAACAGUCACUGACAAGGGAUGGCUAUUGACUAGCAAUAAAAAGGCGGGAAAGAGUAAAGCAUUUGAUGAGAACAAGGACCUUCUGGAGAAAGACAAAGAGAGAAGAGAGAGUGCAGACAGCGGAAUGAGUGCUGACCAGCAGCAUUCGGUUAAGAACCGAAGCACAGAUGGAGAUAUAUUACAGGAAGACAGCGGUUGUGGCAGUCUGACAGACACAGAGGACAGUCUCAGCAGUGGAAGAAGAAGCCUGGAAGAGCUCCCUUUCUUAGACGGAGGAGUAAAUAGCAGCAACGAAAAUGAAAGAAAAGAGGACAGUGGCUUGGGAAUGGGAAACCAGGAUGUGUCUGACAAUCUCAAGGAGGAAGGCGGUGACCUCCUGUCUGAGAUAGUAAUAGUUGGGGACGGAUACCGUAGUCAGAGUCCUUCAGCUGAUGCUGAAAGUGAGCCCAACAUCCCAUGUGACGUAGAGGCUAACAUGGCCAGCCCUAGCAGUGGUUAUCGGUCUGGUCAUGUGACGUGCUUGUGUUCUGACAUUGAGACUUGCAUGUGGUGCAAAACCAGGAAGCUCCUAACAGACAGUGAUUCAUUGUCUCAUGAGCAAACCAGCUGUACUUUCACAAUUGCUAAUGACAAUGACAGACCAAGCUAUUUGAAAAAUUCUCCUUUACAGUCUGUGAAUGUAUCAGGAUUGGAAGACUUGUCCUCGCAGUCAGAUGAAAACUGCAGUGAGUCGUCGCUUUUUAUCACCUGUCCCCUACUUCUACAAGAACCUUGCCAGCUGGACACUUUGUCUCUUAAAUUAGGAGACGUAGAACUGACAUUCACGUGAGAUGUGAGACUUUUUCAUGAAUGGGUAAAAGCACUGAACAAAGCGUAUCCGCUUCUCCUCAUGCUGUUUGCUCCAGCAGACGUUUAUUUCUCGAUUAGAGCAGCAGCAGAGAGAUGCUACCUGUGGCUGUGUCACUGAUACUGGGACGUCCGGCGUGAGACUGUCCCUCUGUGACGUCCUGCAUGCAUCGGGUCAUCAUUUUGCCAAUAUGCUGACCAGAGAGGAGACAUUCAAGCUUCUACUUGAGUGAUCAAGAGUGAGAUACUAUCAGAAUAUGAUGAUAAUGAGACUGAGACAUUACUAAUUCUCAGUAUCUAAUCUCAUGAAUCUCACCCACCAUUGAGACAGUGACGCCAUUAUGUUACACACUCAAAAAAGGGGGAAAUUUUGGCAGCAAUGCUACAAAAGAACCAUUUUUAGUUUCCCAAAGAACCUUUCAGUAAUCAGUUCUUUAAAGAUCCAUUUUUUUAUUACACUCUUAAAAAUAAAGUGUCUUUAUUGGCAUUGAUGGUUCCAAGAAGAACCUUUAAACCUUUAAUAUCUAUGGAAACUUUCCACUGCACAAAAGGAUCUUUAUAGUGAAAACAGGUUAUUUGUUUUAAAUAAUAAUAAUAAUAAUAAUAAUAACAAUAAAGUAUAAUGUUGUUUCUCGUAAGAACUGUUUGCUGAAAAGUUGGUUGGGGAACCAAAAUGAUUCUUCUAUGACAUCACUGCAAAAACACCCUUUUGGAACCUUUAUAUUUAAGAGUGUAGUUUGAAGAACAUUUUAAAUGUCUAAAUAUAUAUAUAUAUAUAUUUUUUCACUAUAAAAAAACCUUUUGUGCAAUGGUAAGGUUUUGUGGAUGCUAAAGGUUUUUCAAAGAACCAUCAGUGGCAAUAAAGAACCUGUACAUACACACUUUUGCAAAAUUUGCACAUACAUUGUACGUAUUUACAUUUUAUGUAUGUACUAACAUUUUUAUGCUGAAUAUUGAGUUGUACUGAAUGUGAUGGAAUGAUGGGAAAAGAAAUAAUAAAAAUAACUAGAUUUUGA